Rotaria sordida is the source of this 1164-nucleotide messenger RNA. NCBI's taxonomy places the organism in Eukaryota, Metazoa, Rotifera, Eurotatoria, Philodinida, Philodinidae. The record is from the annotation of a GenBank genome assembly.
AUGGGUAAAUCAACAUCAGUUUUAACAUCAAUUUUUUAUCUUGUUAAAUCAUCUCAUUCACGUAGUACGAUUAUAAUAACAAUAACAACUUUAUUAAUUUGUAUUACGGUUUUUACAAUGGCUGGUCAAGCUAAUUCUAUGGCAUUACAAGCAUAUUGUUCAUUAUGUAUAUUUGAUUUAUUAUUCAUUGGUACAGCUUUACUUUCAGCAUGGAUUAUGGAAAAUAAUAAUACAAAAGUUCGUCAAAAAAUGCAAAUUUCAAAUAAUAUUGAUAAUAAUUCAAUAAAUAAUUCAACAUCACUUUUUAUUCCAACACAAACUAUAACAACAUUUUCAUAUGGUACAGCACGUUUUGAAGUUUUAGCUGUAUUUACAUCAACAAUGCUUUCAAUACUUGGAGCAUUUUUUAUUCUUAAAGAAUCAAUUGAAAAAUAUCUUGAAGAUGAAACAAUACAUACAGAAUAUCUUAUAUUAUCAUCAAUAUUAACAUAUAUUAUUCAUAUGAUUGUUAUUUAUUUUGUACGAAAUCAAGCAUUUGAUCAUGUUAUUGCAGCUAGUUCAUCAAGUUGGUUACAAGAACAUGUUAGUGAUAUGUUUCAAAGUGUUUGUCAUUAUAUACCUGGUUUAAGUCGUCUUCUUUUACCACGUAUUAAUCCAUUAGCAUUACUUUGUUGGUGUGGUUUAGCUAUUGUUUUUUCUGAUUCAUUCCUUUUAAAAAUGGGUUAUGGACAUUUUGUUGAUACAUUAUCAUCAUUACUUAUGGCUUUUAUGACAUUUGGUACAAUGGUACCAAUGGCAAUAUAUAGUGGAAAAAUAUUAUUACAAACAACACCAGCACCUAUGAUUGGACAAUUAGAUAAAUGUCUUCAUGAAGCAUCAAGACUUGAUGGUGUAUUAGAAUUUCGUCAUGAACAUUUUUGGGCUUUAUCAUUUGGAACACUUGUUGGUUCAUUACAUGUUCGAUGUCGAAGAGAUGCUGAUGAACAAUUAGUUUUAGCACAUGUAUGGAAUAAAUUAGCAAAUGUUGUUCAAAUUCUAACAAUACAUGUAUUCAAAGAUGAUUGGUUACGUCGACAAACACAUACAUUCAUGCAACCUCAAACGAGUAAUCCAGUUUUAUCAAAUAAUCCUUCGACUUAUAAUGGUUUUGUUGUUGUUACAUAA